Uranotaenia lowii is the source of this 2359-nucleotide messenger RNA. RefSeq lists its product as uncharacterized. NCBI's taxonomy places the organism in Eukaryota, Metazoa, Arthropoda, Insecta, Diptera, Culicidae. The transcript has 3 exons. The record is from RefSeq and is a predicted model, not a curated record. Gene Ontology annotation, biological process: embryonic development via the syncytial blastoderm; cell surface receptor signaling pathway via JAK-STAT. Bases 166 to 1374 code for a protein of 402 amino acids.
GCCAUGAUAGACCUAGUGUAGUGCAAGAAAAAGGUGCCGGUCAGAAGUUUUAAAUUUUACGAAGGAUUGCGAAAUUAUGUCAUAAGUGCCUGAUAAAUAGAUGCAUUUAUCGAAAAAACAGGAACAACAGCAAUAGCAGAAGAGUUUGUGUGAUAUAAUUUAGUAAUGUCUCUUGUGCAAGAAGUUAAACGAAUCUUUACGAAAAUCUCAGUGAAACAAAUGUGUCUUGAGUGCAGUUGUUUUGCAAAUCCUACGCGACGGAAGAAAUUCGCGAGGACACGAAACAUUUGUUCGGCCACGAAAUUUUGUGCAAAUUCAAGUCAAACGUGUCCCGAGUAUAACCUAGUGUGUCCAGCAAUGAAGCGAUUAAGGGAUAUGGCGCCAAAAAAUAUUGCGCAGGCCUCAGUCAUGCGAGUGGCAAUGGCCAUGUGUGCCUUCAUGACUGUUACCACAUCGGCCUUACCUACCCCACUUUCUACUGAUCAACCGAAGCUUAAGGACGCUAGUAUCUGGACAAAUCCUUGCAGUGUACCCAGCUAUUUUGGUAAUCAAACAGAACUGAUGACCCCGGAGAAGCGGAUUCUUCACCUACGAUCGAUUAACGACUCAAUCGCGGCUACUAAAGUAGAAACCGAUCGGUUUUAUAGCUCGAAUACGGAUUGGGCGUCAACGCAAAAUAAACAGAAAUAUAAAUUCAUGCCACCCUACAAAAAGAAUCAGACAACUUGGGAAUACUCAGUUCAGGUUUAUGUGGCAUCCAUCGAAGUGAUUUAUCAGAAGCAAUCCCAGCUCGAGCGAGCUAGCAACUCGGACAAACCAGACGAAUCCUUGAAGCUCAAGGAGCUUCGAAAAAGUGCCAGAGGAUUGCUGUGCAAUAUACAGGAAUACAGGAACAACACCAAAAAUGGCAGAAAGCGACAAACCGACCAGGCGGCAAUCUCUGCGGACAGCAUGAACUCAAUUAUCAAAUUCGACAUGACUGAUCCUCAAAACAUGGAACUGCAUAAAUGGUUCCUAAAGUGUCAUUUUCGAUGCUUUCUGGAGAAUAUGGAGCAGCAUGUGGAUUUUCUCAUGGAUAAGUACAGCGCAACUUCAGCCCAACGAAGCCUCCGCACGACCAAGAGACCUCGCAAGAACAUUAAAAAGGGACGCAAGGGCAACGGAAAAAAGAACGGGAGACCACUCAAGAAUAAGUGCUGCAUUGUAAAUAAUAAGCCAACAAGUCCAGCGGCCACGCCCCGAGAACCGACGAAUGUCAGUAAACCACACAAAGUCAACAACAAUAAAAAGAAACUUAAUGCAAGCCAACCGUCAAAAUUAAUUAAGCCAAGCCAGAAGAAAGUUCAGCGCAAAGGUAAUAAAAAGUCUCAGUAAAUAAAACUGCAAAGGAAGAUCUCUUGGCGCGGAAUCCUCUCACCCGGUUAGCUGUAACAGCAAGAUAGCUGAAAGCAUGUUUGUUAUCGUGCCGUGUCUGGAAAAUAUGUAUUUUCUUGUUGUUUUUUAUUGUAAAUAGUUACGAAAACAUAACUAUUCUACUGCCCUACGCUUAAAGCCCACCAGUUCAGCAGCAAGACGCAAAUCAAGGACUCGGAUAGGAUUUUUAAACUUUUUUUUACAAAUAGCUGCCGAAAUGGAUAGUUACGAAUGUAUCCAUAGAUAGCUAAACAUUGAAGGACUUAUUUAAUGUUAUGACAACUAUUUAUUUUGUAUCGUUUCAAUGACCUACAAUGCUGUGAUAUUUGUAAAUCGUGUAAAUAACAGUAUUAAUUUUAGCAUUCUCUCCCACCAAAAAGCCUAGAUUUAUUGAUACAAAUUCAUAAUCAUCAAUUGUAGGUGGUACUUUUCGGAAGGUGCCGAAAAUUUCUAUUACGAAUAACCUUCAGUAAAUUCAAAUAAGGCUGAACAGAGAAUAAAACAAAAACAACAACAGUGUUGAUAUGUAAGCGCAAAGCACCAGUAAUAGCAUUUUUUAAAGUACAUAUUUAGGAAACGAAUCAGUAUCGAAAAUGUAUAGCUCCUAGUUGAUUAUAUACGUUAUUCUUCCACACAAACACAUCGACAAUUGAUUAUGUUUAAGAAAAAAGUUCCUGAGUAGUAUAAGCUUUCGUAAACAGAACCGUAUAUGAUUCGAUCAUUCAAUCGUUAUGGACAUUUAAUUAUUUUUAUAGGCAACACUUAUCAGUCAAAAGUAGCGGGGUGUCAAAACUAGAAUUAAACGUUUAGGCGUUAACUAAAGUAAUAGUGCUAAUUUAUUCUCUCUUCAUGAUUAUUAAUUUAUUGCAUUCUCACACCAGUAUUGCCUAGAGGCAAAAGUACCAUACAUUUUUAGUAGUAUUUAUAAAUAAAUUAUCAAUCUGAA